AUGUCUCAAGACAUCAAAGUCGACAAUCCGUUCCAGCCGUUGAUCACGGAAACAAACAAUGAUCCGGCUCAAUUGCAGUCUCGCUACGAAACCCAUCGGAAUGGCAGAAACGCCGCACAAACCGCCCAGAUCCUGGAUACCGACCACUUCGCCGGAUGGAAGCUCGACACCGUGUUGAUGCGGAUGGAGGGUCCCCAUAGAGAAGAGGGGUUUGUUGAUCCUCGCAACUGUCUGGUCUUCUGGGCACGACCUACAGCUGUGAUCCGGGAGAUGAUUGCCAUGAUCCAGCGGGAAUUGCAGAUUGUUGCGCCGACGCUGUGGACCAUGCCGAACGACUGUCUUCAUAUGACGAUUCUCGAAGCGGCGCAUUCCCUGACAGAAGAGCAAAUCCAGAACCUGGUCACUAUUUUGGAAACAUCGAAGACCGUCUCUACGUCGGAGAUUGCCAAUUACGCGCUGGCUCAUCGCUGUCGGGUCGUGAAACCCAUGAUCAGCUUUGACGCUUCUGCAAUGGCGCUCAGCUUUGUUCCUGCGGCGGGAGAAGGAGGCAGUGGCGAUGACACUGCUGAUGGGUACACCUACCACGAUCUCCGGCGGGAUAUAUUCGAUCUGGUUCGCAAGGCUGGCGUGCGCGUGGAGUCGAGAUACAGCGUCCCCUCGGCACAUAUCACGAUCGCCCGAUUCAUUACUCAGAACGGGUUUACCACGGAGGAUAACCAAGUCGAUCACAGCAAGGUGAAGUUGGUCAUUGAGAAGAUCAACGACCUCAACCGCAAGUUGCAGGAGGAGUACUGGCCACAGGCAGACGGCAGUAUUCCUGCUGGAGGAGAGUGGAAGCUGGGACAGGAGAGAGGGCUGGUUAUUCGACGCGGGAGGUUGUGGUAUGGUGGUGGUGAGGAUGUGCAGGUUGGAGAGGGAUUCUGA
Penicilliopsis zonata CBS 506.65 is the source of this 924-nucleotide messenger RNA. RefSeq lists its product as hypothetical. The record is from RefSeq and is a predicted model, not a curated record. Bases 1 to 924 code for a protein of 307 amino acids. Lineage: Eukaryota; Fungi; Ascomycota; Eurotiomycetes; Eurotiales; Aspergillaceae. The transcript is spliced from 3 exons.